Planococcus citri (citrus mealybug) is the source of this 1872-nucleotide messenger RNA. Its product is annotated as quinone oxidoreductase-like protein 2. Lineage: Eukaryota; Metazoa; Arthropoda; Insecta; Hemiptera; Pseudococcidae. Gene Ontology annotation, cellular component: mitochondrion. Bases 482 to 1651 code for a protein of 389 amino acids. The transcript has 6 exons. The record is from RefSeq and is a predicted model, not a curated record. Gene Ontology annotation, molecular function: oxidoreductase activity.
AAUUAGGCGAGGCGAAGCCGAGCCGUUUGUUUAUUUUUGUAGUGAUAUCCCCUUGGUACGAAGCGAAAAAGGUGACACACCGACAUCCCCUUGGAAUAAAGCGAAAACAGCGGUUGUAUAUAAAAAACUGUACUCACCGAGGCCGAAGGCCGAGGGAAGUUAACAGACAUAGUAUGAACAACAAAGCGACCCGCGCAACCGAGGCGAAGCCGAGGUGAGCGGACACAACGCCCCCCAACACUAAGGCCAACACUAAAAUUUUACUCAAAAAAAACUCAGCAAUCUGCUAAAACUAACGAUUCGUUAUCUAAUAAAAAGUAAAAACAGCAUAAAUAAGAAAAAAAAAAAUGUCAGAAAAACUCAGGCUGUCCUGCAUUUAACCGCUGCUUGCAGUUUCACUUUUGCGGUGUGAUUUUAUUUUAAAAAUAGUAUUAAUUAAAGUUCAGUGAAAAAUUAAGUGUUCUAAAUGUAUGUCGACUAAAUGGCCUUCCAUAUAAGUAGAAACGUGCACUACGCCAAGCAUUUUUCUCGCUCAUCAAUAUUUUUAGAACCAUUUGCGAAAUGUUCUACAAAAUGGCAUGUGUUUCACAGAGGAUAUUCUGAAAAGAAAAAUGAAUUGGUUCAGUCUGUUGUAAUAAAAAAUUUCAACGAACCUGUAACGAUAGAAACUAAAGAAAGUGUUGCUAAACUCAAACCGGGACAAGUUAGAAUCAAAGUACAUUGCUGCGCUAUCAAUGUCGCUGAUUGUUUAAUGUGGGCCGGUUUAUCUGAGAAUAAACCCAAACUUCCUUUUGUCCCUGGAUUCGAAAUUUCCGGCGAAGUAUUAGAAGUAGCUGAAACACCAAAGAAAAGCAGCGAAGAUGAAGAAAGUGAUAACGAAGAUGCUUUAAGAGUCGGUGAUCGAGUAUUAGCUUUGAAUAAAGAAACUUUGAAUGGAUUCUCUACCGAAUGUAUCUCUGACGUCAAAGAUGUUUUUUCUAUACCAUCGAGCGUUAGCUAUAAAAAAGCUGCUUCAUUAGCAGACAGUUAUGGUACUGCAUUAUUAGGUAUAUCUAGAAGAGGUAAAGUUCAAAAAGAUGAUAUUGUAUUAGUAACAGCCGCCGCAGGUGGAUUAGGAUUAGCAGCUGUGGAUAUUGCUGCAAAUGUCUAUAAAGCAAAGGUGAUCGCUGUUUGUGGAACUGAAGACCGAGCAUCUUUGGUCCGAGAUAAAGGAGCUUGGGCAGCAUUUACUUUCAGAGGUGAUAAAAUACUUAAAGAAGAAGUUUCGAAAAUUAGCAAUGGUAAAGGCGCAGAUAUAGUAUUUGAAGCUGUCGGAGGUGACGUUUUCAAAAGUGCCAUGGAAUGCAUUGCCGUUGAAGGUAAAGUGAUCGUUGGUGGAUUCACUUCUAGAGAUGCUCCUCAACUUCCUUUGAAUGAUUUAAUACAACUACCCUCGUUUAGUUUGAUAGGUGUUUCUUUAAGCAAUUACAGAAGUAAAAUGUUUCCUGUAUACAGACGUACAAUUAAUGAUGUGAUUGAAAUGUGUGAACAAGGUUUAAUUGUCCCUCAUAUAUCCGAAACAUUUCAAUUUAAAGAUAUCAACGAAGCUUUAAGUUACGUUAAGGAUAACAAAAGUACUGGUAAAGUAAUUUUAGAGAUAAUCAAAAAUUAAUUUAAAUUUAAAGUUCAUCGCAACUUUCUCAUACAACAUAGAUUUCAUGUUCUAUCGCUGUCGAUAGCACUUUCCGAACGUUCCUUUUUUGUCGUUUUUUGGAAGAUUGUUGCACAUAACGUUGUUUUUGUAUUCCUGUUUUUUUAUGUAUAACAUUACCGAUUAUACAUAUAUUGUGACAUGAAAGAACGCGUAUAAUAAACUUGAAAGAGUAAUAAUUA